AUGUUGGUCGCAACAACGUCUUCUCGCUUGCCCAGAUUGACAGCAUCUGGGCUGAGGCAUCGGCGUCUGCCACUCCAGAAAUUUGGAAAGCAUGCUAUAAACACAGAAAAACGAAUUCUGGAGGAUUACAGAAGGGAAGUGAGCGAUGAUACAGAGGAUGGUUAUCAGAUUCAUAUAAUCUGUGAUGAUGAGGAUGAGGAGGAGAGUGUGGAUCUGACCAACUUGGAGAUAUUAGAGUUGAAGAUGGAUGAGUCGAGAAAGCCAGCAAAUGUGCGUAAAUCGCUGAUAGAUCUGUUCGAGUCUCAAAUGGAUAUUGAUGACUCCAUAGAUACUGGACUGAUUGGGCCUUCCGAAGACAUUGAGCCUUCAUCGAGUGUUGUCAUGGUUGAAGAAACCACUCUGAAUGUCAACAACGAACAAGAGAGAGUAACAUUGAUCCUCACACCCCCUUGUUCGUCCCCCGAGACUCCACUCUGUUCAUUAUCCGAGACUCCACCCUGUUCAUUGCCUGAGACUCCACCGUCUUCAUCACCUAAGACGUGGUUGCAACAUAGUGACGAGACAAUUAUUUCGAAUGAUGGUGAGGUGGUACGAGUAACAGACUUGAAAAGAUUAUUGCCGGGAUCAUGGUUGAACGAUAUUAUUAUAAACAAGUAUCUGAGUCUCAUCGCGAGAAGAAGCGAGGGCUCUGUACAUGUUUUCAAUACGUUCUUCUACCAGAAUCUUCUGCGUUCAUACAACCAUGUUGCUCGAUGGACGAAUAAUGUCGACAUCUUUUCUAAGGAUAUGUUACUCAUACCAAUCCAUUUGGGAGCUCAUUGUUGUCCGUGUGUCGUCUGCCUCAAAGAGAAGUUGAUCAAGCAUUAUGAUAGCCUGGACAAUCUUGCUCAAGCCUCCACGAAUGAUAUUCCUCAUCAAAACAACCCUUACGAUUGCGGGGUAUUUGUUUGUGUCUAUGUGUGA
Messenger RNA from Diachasma alloeum, 963 nucleotides. Its product is annotated as ubiquitin-like-specific protease ESD4. NCBI's taxonomy places the organism in Eukaryota, Metazoa, Arthropoda, Insecta, Hymenoptera, Braconidae. The transcript has 7 exons. Gene Ontology annotation, molecular function: deSUMOylase activity. The coding region runs from base 1 to 963 and encodes 320 amino acids. Gene Ontology annotation, biological process: protein desumoylation. Gene Ontology annotation, cellular component: nucleus. The record is from RefSeq and is a predicted model, not a curated record.